Molecule: messenger RNA, 1459 nt
Organism: Camelus dromedarius (Arabian camel)
Lineage: Eukaryota; Metazoa; Chordata; Mammalia; Artiodactyla; Camelidae
Gene: SKA3
Product: spindle and kinetochore associated complex subunit 3
Exons: 9
Coding region: 111-1346 (411 amino acids)
Biological process (GO): chromosome segregation; mitotic cell cycle
Cellular component (GO): kinetochore; spindle microtubule; outer kinetochore
Source: RefSeq, a predicted model, not a curated record
GCGGCUGGCGGAGCCAAUGGUGCUACUGGCGCCAGCAUUCAAAAGAGUGCGGGCGCUGAGGCCAAGCUCCGGGCCUCCCCGCGCCCCCGCCCGCUGGGCUGCGGUCUCCCAUGGACCUGAUCCGGAGCCUCUGCGGGCAGCUGCGGACUCUGGCCGUCACCCUGGACAGCGAGACGGCGCGGCUGCAGCGGGCGCUGGACGGAGAGGACAGCGACUUUGAAGAUUAUCCAAUGAGAGUUUUACAUGACCUUCAUUCGGAAGUCCGGACUCUAAAGGAUGAUGUCAGUACUCUUCUUGAUAAAGCAAGUUUGGAAAGUCAAGACAGCAUUGGUUUCAUAAAGGCAACAAAAGUACUGAUGAAAAAAAAUUCAGUGGAUAUCAUGAAAAUAAGAGAGUUUUUCCAGAAGUAUGGAUAUAAUCCACGUGCCGAGACAAAUCCAGCAGAUGAGCAAGAAGUCAUUGACUCUAAAGCAGAGGCCACUAAACAUGAAAAUGUUCAGAAGCCUGAUGUGGAGGAUGACUUGUCUGGCUCUGCUGUUCCGAGCAGUUCUGUUUCUGAGAAGUCUCCACGCAGUCCCCAGCUUUCAGAUUUUGGGCUUGAGCGGUACAUGAUAGCCCAAGUGCUGCCAAGCCCUCCCCUGGCAGUGACUGGCCGUCAGGAAGAGCCAAAGCUUGUAACUCCCUUUUCCAAACAGUCACUAGCAAAAACUCCAAAAUGUGCACUGAAGAUGGAUGAUUUUGAGUGUGUCACUCCUAAAUUAGAACACUUCGGUGUCUCUGAAUAUACUGUGUGUUUAAAUGAAGAUUAUACGAUGGGGCUUGAAAGUGUGAGGGAUAAAAGGGAGGAGGCCGCAGAAACAGAGCCAGUGACCAGCGAUAACUUCUUUGCCACUCCCAGCCUUGUCACGCGGCCUCUGGAAGAAAGCGAUGCUGAGUGUUCCCAGUCUCCCUUGGCACCUACAUUCUGCACUCCCGGUUUGAAAGUCCCUUCUACAAAGGACAGCACAGCUUUGGUGUCCACAAGUGACCCACCGUCAGAGACAAACAGCUCAGCAGGUGGUUUGGAAGUGAAAGACCGCGCGCCGCUGGUUUCGACCUCAGAUAUGCGCUUUGAGGGCUUCGCGGACCCCCCUUCUCCCACGAUUUCCUCCUACGAGAACCUGCUCCGGACGCCCACCCCGCCGGAAGUAACUGCAAUCCCAGAUGACAUUCGCCAGAUUCUAUCAAAGUACAACUCAAACCUCGCUACUCCAGUGGCAGUUAAAGCGGUGCCGCCCAGCAGAGGGCUCCUUCCUCGACACGAAGGGCAGAACGUCCGGGAUGCUGGCAACAAGGAGAACUGGUGAACAAGCUGCGGUGGGGCCCUCCUUCCGUUAUGGAUGAAGCGAAGCUGCACCCCACCCCCCACACCUUCCCCUUUUUAAAAACCAGUUCAUAUUAAAGAUGAGAAUGGACACUG